UCUACUCUCUCUCUCUCCGGUUUCGAUCCUCUCUUAUUUAUAAAAAUACGCCAUUAACUCGCUAAAACCCUCACUCAAAACCCUGCUAUCGUGUUUGCCGCUCUGUCCCUCCCUCCAGCCUCUCCUCCUCGCCCUCCCAAACCCUAGAGAAACCUUCGCCUGCUCUGCCAUGGAGUUCUGGGGUGUUGAAGUAAAGGCUGGACAGCCCAUUAAGGUUGAACCCGAAGAUGAUGAAAUCAUCCAUAUUUCGCAGGCUACCCUCGGUGAAUCAAAGAAGAAGGGAGAUGAAUCUGUGCCUCUUUUUGUUAAUUUCGACAAUAAGAAGCUGGUAUUGGGAACUCUGUCUGCCGAUAAAUUUCCUCAAAUCUCUUUUGAUUUGGUUUUCGAGAAGAAGUUUGAACUUUCACACAACUGGAGUGGUGGAAGUGUGUACUUCAUGGGGUACAGGACAGCAAUAGCGGAGGAGAAUGAUUUUGAUGAUAUGGGAACUGAUUCAGAAGAAGAGGAUGAUUUCCCGAUGAGCCUCGAACGGAAUGGCAAGGUCGGUCCCGGACCUGUGGCAGCAAAGCCAGCCUUAGGUAAUGCUAAUGCUGCUAAGCCUAAGUCUGCAGAGAAGCCAAAGGCUGCAGAAGCAGCUAAGGGUAAGGGAAAGGAGAAGGAUGGUGAUAGUGAUGAGGAUGAGGACGAGUCAGCUGAGGAUGACUCUGACGAGGAGGAGGAAACCGAUAGCGAGGCUGAUUCUGAUGAUGAUGAGGACAGUGACGAGGACGAGGAGGACGAGACUCCGAAGAAGGCUGAAGUGGGCAAGAAAAGAUCCAACAAGUCUGCUUCCAAAACUCCUGAUGCCAAGAAAGCAAAAUUGGUUACUCCUCAAAAGACAGAUGGAAAGAAGGGUGGCCAUACAGCCACUCCUCAUCCUGCCAAACAGAGCGGGAAGACUCCUGCCAGUAACAAGAAGCAGCAGCAAACUCCUAAGUCGGGUGGCUCAGUGACCUGCAAUUCUUGCAGCAAGACUUUCAAUUCUGAGACUGGACUCCAGUCUCACUCCAAGGCAAAGCAUGGUGCCAAGUAGAAUGCUCGUACCUACUACAUAUUUUGAUAUGGUUUCAAGGCGGCAUAUUUUUGCGUGUGGUUACUUUUAGUAAAAACAUUUCUUGGUGGGGUUGGACUCGUAUUGGGAAAGGCUGUGCCUUGAAAAUUUUGGUAGGUUUCUGAUGAGGAGUCUUUGUAACAGAGUUGGACAAAUUUAUAUCGACUUGAGCUUGGUCUCUAGUGUUUGGCAUGUUCAUCACAUCCAGUUUCUUUCCGCUAGUUUUCCAAAUAUGAAAUGAGAAUGUUGUGCAUGAUUUUUAAGUUUAA
Messenger RNA from Punica granatum (pomegranate), 1359 nucleotides. The record is from RefSeq and is a predicted model, not a curated record. Lineage: Eukaryota; Viridiplantae; Streptophyta; Magnoliopsida; Myrtales; Lythraceae.